Closterium sp. Yama58-4 is the source of this 2265-nucleotide messenger RNA. The record is from the annotation of a GenBank genome assembly. NCBI's taxonomy places the organism in Eukaryota, Viridiplantae, Streptophyta, Zygnematophyceae, Desmidiales, Closteriaceae.
AUGGGUGACAUGGCGGAUCUAAUGGUCGGCGAUGCUGAUCUGGACGGAUUCUCCGACGACGAGCUUGACGUGGACGAAUUGGAACGUCGCAUGUGGAAGGACCGCCUCAAGCUGAAGCGGAUUAAAGACUGCCAGAAGAUUAAGGAUGCUCCAGAGGCUCAGGAGAAUAAGGAGGAUGACGACGAGGAGGAGGAGGAGUUUAAGCCGCGCCAGAAGCAGUCGCAGCAGGAUCAAGCUCGCCGGAAAAAGAUGUCGCGCGCGCACGACGGGAUUCUGAAGUAUAUGCUGAAGAUGAUGGAAGUCUGCAAGGCCCAGGGUUUCGUGUACGGGAUAAUCCCGGAGAAAGGCAAGCCGGUAGGCGGAAGCUCCGACAACCUGCGCGCGUGGUGGAAGGAUCAGGUGCGCUUCGACCGCAACGGGCCGGCCGCCAUCGCCCGCUACAACGCGGAGCAGGCUGUAGCGGCCGGCAAGAAGGACCACCAGCCGGCAGGCCUGCUACAGCUGACCACGCCGAGCACGCUACAGGAGCUACAGGACACGACACUCGGGUCGCUGCUAUCCGCGUUAAUGCAACACUGCGAUCCGCCGCAGCGGAGAUACCCGCUGGAAAAAGGGAACCCGCCGCCGUGGUGGCCGAGCGGGGACGAGGAUUGGUGGCCGCAGCUGGGGAUGCCACGUGGCAGCGGUCGUCCUCCUUAUAAGAAGCCGCACGAUUUGAAGAAGGCGUGGAAGGUCGGUGUGCUGACGUCGGUGAUUAAGCACUUGUCGCCGGAUAUCGCACGGAUUCGCAAGCUCGUGCGACAAAGCAAGUGCCUGCAGGAUAAGAUGACGGCGCGGGAGAGUGCCACGUGGCUCGCUGUGCUGGAUCAGGAGGAGGCGUCGCUGCUGCACGCGCAGGGGAAGCCGCUUCCGCCCGGCGCGGCGGAAUACGACCCCUUCCGCGUCGACCUUCCGCCCUUAAUCUCCGCGAACGGCGGCGUGGGAUGCGGCGACUAUCUCGCCGGAGCGCUGCAGGCACUUCAGCAGCAGCAGCAGCAGCGGAGCGCUGCAGCGGAAGGAGCGGCGGCUGGAAAAAACCCCGCUGCGGGCGCCGUCGGCGUCGGCGGAAAGCCCGCCGCCGCCAUGAAAGCCGAGCCGCAGUCGUGGAUGCCGGCGGUGACGAAUCACAUCCAAGCAAAUCUCGCCGCUACUGACACGGCUGCGGGUCAGGCGCCGGGGAAUGCGGAAAAGCUGUUAAUUCUAGGGGACGGCGGUGAUGCUACUGCCGGGAAUCCCGGAGGCGAUGAUGACGUGGCGCCGCCGAUUGAGGCGGUGCUCGCGGGGGUUGAGAUGCUGCCCGAGCAUAGAGUUUUCAUGUGCCCGUUCGACCGCUGCCCGCGGCACUUGUGGCGCAACGCGUUUUCGGACCGCGCCUCGCGAAACCUGCACCAAGCGAGCUGCGCGUUCCGCCCUACCGGCAAGGGAGAGGGGGAUUCCGCCGGCUCCGCGGGAGCCAGCGGCGGCGCAAGCGGCGGAAAGACUGGUGCUGCUGGGGGGGAUUCGCGCGCUGAUGUUGGCGGAAACGCACCUGCAGCCCCCCCUGCAAAAAUUGCUGCUGCUGCUUCUGCUGCUGCUGCUGCCACAGCUACAGCCGCCGCAACUGCUACAGCCGGAGCUCCGAAGAAGGCAACGGCUGGAGGCCCGUCUGCUCCUGCCACGUCAGCAAUAUCUUCCGCUCCUCCAACCGCGGCCGCGAAAGCAUCAGGCGGAAGCGGCAAGGCAAGAAACGCCGCCGCUGCUGGUGGUAACCCUUCCUCGGCUUCCACCAUGUUCGCAGGAAGCUUCGUCCCGCACAUGCCACGUCAGCAUCCAUGCGGGCCCGACGGUGUGGCGCCUUUCCUGCCGCCGCACCACCUGCGCCACGCGUCCCUGCUCAGGCAGGGAAGCUUCCCGGGAGAUACCUACCACCCGGGGGGUCCCGGAAAUAUGAUGGGCAUGGGCGCGGGGAACAUGAUGGGGGGAAUUCCCGCGCCUCAUCCGCCAAUCAUGGGCCCUCCCCCUCCUGCUCCGCCGCUCCCGUAUCCCGCGGCGCUGGGCCUGCCAGCUCACACACCUGGGUAUGCUGACGUGUACGGGGGUAUGCAGAGGAGCGAAACGAGGGCAGCAGCAACGCUCGCUCUGCUUCCCGAAAUCCCUUGGCUCGAGUCACUGCCGCGUCUCUCCCUCCCUUCCGCCGCAACUUCAGUGAUCAGAACCUCCCUUUGUGCGCGAUUUCUGGCGGCGUAG